Arachis stenosperma is the source of this 990-nucleotide messenger RNA. RefSeq lists its product as uncharacterized. The coding region runs from base 1 to 990 and encodes 329 amino acids. Lineage: Eukaryota; Viridiplantae; Streptophyta; Magnoliopsida; Fabales; Fabaceae. The record is from RefSeq and is a predicted model, not a curated record. The transcript has 4 exons.
AUGGACCCUAACAAUGUUGUUAAUGCCAAUGUGGCAAAUCCGAAUGGGAAUGAACAACAAAGGAGAGUACUUGAGUCUUACUCUGCACCUACUGCAGAUCUGAAUUCUGUGAACUCUGAGGCUCCUCAGAAGAAGGGUGUUAUGGAAGUAGAAGCUCUAAAUGCUAUUAUUGCUCAGAAUAAGCUCAUGUCUCAACAAAUGAGUCUACUUACUCAACACAUGGGUGGUAUGCAAGUCUCAGCUAUCAACACCCAAAAUCCACCUCAAGAGAUCUCCUAUGACAUGAUAGGUAAUUUUGUGCAAAAUGAUCAUUAUGAUUAUGCUCAAUCCUCGUCUGAACAGGCUCCUGAAUACAAGCCAAAAAUGCCAUACCCUCAGAGGCUUCAGAAGGCGUCCAAAGAAAAGCAGUUCUCUAAAUUUUUAGAUGUCUUCAAGAAGCUACAUAUCAACAUUCCUUUUGCAGAGGCUCUUGAGAAAAUGCCUCUCUAUGCUAAAUUUAUGAAAGAAUUGUUGACCUACAAGAGGAAUUGGAAGGAACAAGAAAUAGUGGUGUUAACCAAGGAAUGCAGUGCCAUUAUUCAACACAACCUUUAUGAGAAGAUGCCAGAUCCAGGGAGCUUUGUAAUUCCUUGCACUAUUGGAGAUGUCACCAUUCAGAGAGCUUUAUGUGAUCUUGGAGCUAGCAUCAAUCUGAUGCCACUUUCAGUGAUGAAAAAGCUUCAAAUUGGGGAGCACCCUAAUGAUUCUAAAGGGUGUAUGAAAAUAAAUGUUAUUGAACCACUUGUUCAAGAGGUACUGAAAGCUGAGGUACUUGAUGACAUUCUGGAUCCUAUUUCUGAGUAUAAAUUAGUGGAAGUUGAUGAUUCACCACCCCACAAGGCCAUGGUUCACACGCCUAAAGCAGAGGAGGAAGCCCCCAAGCUUGAGCUCAAACUUUUACCUCCUUCUCUAAAAUAUGAGUUCUUGGGUGAAAAUGAUUCAUAUCGGUGA